Molecule: messenger RNA, 4517 nt
Organism: Cydia pomonella (codling moth)
Lineage: Eukaryota; Metazoa; Arthropoda; Insecta; Lepidoptera; Tortricidae
Product: LIM domain transcription factor LMO4
Exons: 5
Coding region: 451-1035 (194 amino acids)
Source: RefSeq, a predicted model, not a curated record
UACCGCGGAGCGGGCCGCUCCCCUCGCGGCGCCCCGCGCCCCCGCCCCGGCCGACCGCGUGGCGCGCUCAGUCGCGACCGAAACGCUGUCCGGGGAAGUGUCGACGAUCCCCGUCGCAAUUACUACUUUUUUCGAAGUUGUCAGUACAGUUUUUGUUUUAAAGUUCCCCAAAAAAGUUUUAUGUGACCAGUCUCCUAUUCCGUCGGACUCCGAGGAUAUUAGACUGUGAUCGGCGGUGUAGUUUGUUCGGUUGAUGCGUUGAUUGUGUUUUUUUUUUGUUAUUGUUGAGUUUUUUUGUUUGGUGCAUCGUGCCUGAGCCGGCGGUCCCAUCGAGGCGCUGCCUGGACGCGCGGCAAGAGACCCAAAGGACAAAGCCUUUAGGGCGUGUAGUUGGCGUGGUGUCGAGCGGUCCCCGCUCCAACCGUCAAGCUGGCUGCGAGCGCGUUGAGCAUGAACCCGCACUACCACGGGUACGCGGAGCUCAGCUCGCCGCACCCGCCCUCCCCGGAGGCCGCCUUCACGGCCAACGGACACGACUACCCACACAACAACAACAACCCGGCCCUCAAAGAAUGCGCGGGAUGCGGCGGCAAAAUCGUAGAAAGAUUCCUCUUACACGCCUUAGACAGAUACUGGCAUCACGGUUGUCUAAAAUGCACGUGCUGUCAGCAAGCUUUAGCGGAUAUGGGACGGUCCUUCUACUUCAAAGGAGGGAUGAUAUUAUGCAAAAGCGAUUACACGAGAAUGUUCGGUUCAGGCGGCGCGUGCGCAGCAUGCGGCCAGGCGAUACCCGCGAGCGAAUUCGUCAUGCGAACGAAUGCGCCUCAGCAGCCGCUCCAUGUCUUCCACAUAAAGUGCUUCGCGUGCUCCAAAUGCGGCUCACACCUCAUGCAGGGCGAUAGGUAUUACAUGCUCGCGGGCUCACUAGUGUGCGAGCAAGACUGGCAGAAGCUGAUGAAGAGCGCGAACGCGGCGACGCCCGGCGCGCCAGUGCGCAAGGGCAAGGUGGGGCGCCCGCGCCGCUCGCGCGAAUGAGCCGCGCCCGCGCCGCCCGUGCCGCCGCCGCGCGCGCCGCAACACUCGCACAGGGACUAUGAGGAGAUGAUGGCGUGUUCGUACCUGAGCGCUGCUGGCAUGAAGCCGGAGCCGGGCGCAUGCUGGCCGGCGCUGCCGCUGCCCGGCGCCUCGGAGCUGCCGCUGCCCGGCGCGGAGCGGGCGCCCGAGCUGCCGCCGCCGUACCGCGCGCCCGCGCCCUGCCACCCGCUACCAGAGCCGGCCCUCGACCUCACCACCCCGCACGCGCCACGGCUCACCCCGCCGCGCGAAGACGAACAGUGACUAGUGUUGCCAGACAAUCAAAUAAAAUUAUUACUCAGCGACUCGGGUGAUCGCCAUAACUAAUUUAAAGAGCGGUCAGUAAUAAUUUUACAAACUGUUAAGUUAAACGUUAGUAACGUACAUAUUUAAUUUCGGUUGUGAAAAUGGCAAUUUAUGUAAAUUCGCUUUAAUGGAAUCCCAUUAAGCUCUGGUAGUACUUAAGCGUUGGACGAGAUGUGUUUAACACAACGCGUUUCUACUUAAAAGUGAUAAUGAGAUGUUGAUGUAUGAAAACAAUGACGACAUAUCGUAUGGUAUUUAAUCGAACUUUACUUAUUACCUGCCUUAUUUCGAAUGUCAGUUAAUACAUCAUAAAAAUACAAGGUACUUGAACAAAGUUAUGUUAAUUAAUUUAAUUACUUUUGAAUAAAAACACCUUAUUAGUCUCCAGACAGUUUGUACGCUAGUGGUCUUAAAAUAGCUAAAUUCAGUAUUUGACCUAAAUAUAUGUUUUUGGUGGUUUUAAAUUCAUUAGAAUAAUUCGUUAAAAGUGUCAUAUACACCCUUAGUUGUCGAACAAUUAUUGUUACAUUAAUAAUGAUUGAAUUUCAAAAGUCGGCGUUUAAAUAUACUGUUUCAAACUCUCACUGGAAAUCAUGAACGCUUGUACUGAAUAAAAACUUUCAGCAACGUUUAUUUAUAAUGGAGUUUGUUCCCGCGUUUAAAUCAAUACGCUUUUAACGCGAGAUCAAACCGACUCGAUAUUUUGUUAUUGCCACCAUUUAUGUUAUUGACAUGAGUAAAAAGAGGAAGUAAGAUUAGACACCGUUAGUAACAGAGUAACGGUGGAAAUAUUACAAACCCGAUUUACUCUUUCUCUUAUUGCUAUGGCAUCACCGUCGAAAUAUUGAAUGGCUCAGUGCUCUCAGGUACUACGUGUGUCCACUGGAGCCACCUCUUGCCAGUGGUUAAUAUUAUUUAUUGUAGCUCCUUACUUUAGAACUUUGUUUUACGCACGCGUCUCUGUGAUUUGCUAUCAUGCUCUGUAAAUAAUAACAUUAAUUCUCGAAUAAAUUUGUUAUUUCGUAUAUAAACGACGAGCUGUUACUUAAACUUCGAUAUGAGCCCGUUAAUAUUAUUCUUUUAAACUGUAAAUAUUAGUAUAAACAUUUAGAUCUAAGUAGAGACAUCGUGUACCUAAAACUUUAGGCGCAAAACUUCGUAGCAAUAAUUCGAUGCCAACAUCUUUGAAGUUAAAAUUCGAGUUACUAACAUUCUCUGUAUAUAUUGAACUAAGUUUUACCAUCAAAUAAAUUUGUGCGAAUCAAAAUUUUAAAUAUAAACCUACAGUUAAUGUAUGUAAGUUAUCUUAAACGCUAACAUUCCUUUUCGUGUAAGUGUAACUCAAAUACAUGCCUAUAAUAUACUUGUUAUUUUGUUUUUAAACUUAUUUUUUCUAUUCCACGACAUUUAUUCUAGAAAUUGGGUACUUGACACAUGUUGAAUAUUAUAACAAAAUUUAGUUAAAUGGAUAGAAAAUGUGCCAUCCAUUAUAAAAAAUGGAAUUUAAAAAGUUAUAAUGAGAUUAUAAAAAAAUACAAGACCCAAAAUAAAUAAAUAAACUUUUUUGUCUUUCAAAAAUAGAAAAAAGAAUGGUACCAUUCGAUUCCUUAUAUUUUAUUUAAAAAUAAAUUGUAUGACAAAUACACAUAAACGCAAUAUUUCAGGGUCAAAAUGGCAAUUUCCUUGAUCAUCCAUACAUUUAGGACAGACUUAUAUAAUGUGACGUCAUUUUGUUAGAGACGUUUCAAUCGUCGAGUGCGAGCGUCAGACUUUAACUCUCAUUUACGAUCUUUGUGUUGCUUAAAUGCCAUGAGUCCCAUAUACACAUUUGAUCCUCAGGAAAAUCAAGAUAGUUUGAUAUUAUUUACAAAAAAUUGUCAAGUAGCCAAUUGCUAUCAAUUUCAACGUUACUUUAAAAUACUGUGAAAAUAAUUAGUAAGUUAUCGACUGAUAUUAAUUUUAGGUAACUAUUUACCGUCUCAAAUAUGCAUGUAAAUGUCUCUUAAUUUUAUCCAGUCAUUAGUAAAAUAGAAACUUUAAUUGUGUAAAUUCAUCAGUGUUACGAUAAUUGAAAUCGAUAUAAUAUCUGGAAUCAAUAUGUAUAUGUAAUGUUAGCGUUUAGUGAAUCUUGCCAUCUAACGAUACGUAAUGUAUAAGGAACGGUCCAGGUUUCAGGCACGGAUACAUCCUAACCAAAAAUAAAAAAAAUAGUAUUACUUAAAUCAAGCUCAUAAAACCUACCUUGAUAUAAGUAAUACUAAUUUUCUUAUUCUAGAUUUUGUUACAUACUGAACACUCUUUGUUAUGUCCAAGACUUCUGCAGAUUAGAAGUUAAGUAUGACACCUGAUAUCUCAGUGAAUUAACCAUACCUGAUAUGCUAUAGCACUGAUGAGUCAAUGAUUUAUUAUAACUCAAGAUAGGUUAUAGGCGUUCCAAAAUAGAAGCGCUUACCUUGUGACAAAUUGUUCAAGUUGCCCUUAGUCACAUCUGGGCAAGCGAGAGAUGUGCACGUGCUCGAGUUUUUUUUGUGCUCCUUGGACGCGCUGGUGGCCUAGCGGUAAGAGCGAGCGACUUGCAAUCCGGAGGUCGGAAGUUAUUCACGAAAUAUCAUUUGAUAUUCACCAGUCGCUUUUCGGUGAAGGAAAACAUCGUGAGGAAACCGGACUAAUCCCAACAAGGCCUAGUUUACCCUCUGGGUUGGAGGGUCAGAUGGCAGUCGCUUUCGUAAAAACUAGUGCCUACGCCAAAUCUUGGGAUAAGUUGUCAAGUGGACCCCAGGCUCCCAUGAGCCGUGGCAAAACGCCGGGACAACGCGAGGAAGAAGAGAAGAGUAUUUUUUGUGCUCCUUAUGUAUGAGUAUAACCUAUCUAUAGUUAUAUAAUAUCAUUGUGAUAAAUGCAUCUCUACAUUCAACUCAAGCAAACCAACAAUCGACAUUCAGUACCUACAUGUUUAGAACAACCGAAGUUUUCCAAGCUAAUAUGUAAAAUUUUAUAUGACAUUUGUAUGAGACGUGUCCUGAAACCGGCAGUUUUUCUAGAACAGUUAUGGUGUUACCAGUACCUACACAAAGAAAGAACAUUGCAACUAGCCUAAGUCGGCGAUGGGAGGAGAAAAUUAAAAUUUUGUAAAUUAA